AUGAGCGACAAAGAUCUUGCGAGCUCCUUGAUGGAGCUCAAUAUAAAAGUAGGGACGACAGACAUACCUCAGACCAUUGCUGAAGAACAGAAUCAGGCAACAGAUAGUAAGGAAGAGGUGCUUGAUGACGAAACCACGAUCAAGAAUGACCCGCAAAAGACAAAAAUUACCCUCAACCAGAGUAUGAUGCUCUCUAAACUGCCAGCGAAAACCACUUCUGCUGUGCUCUCGGUGUCCAAACCGACCGAAUCCAAAAUACAAAUCCGCUUCAAAUCAAUAGGGUCUGUGGACCAAGUCAGCCCUGCCGUUUUCAAGAUCAGCAAAAGCUCCAAAUUCUCUUCCAUCUUGCGAUUUCUUGAACUCAAACUAGGCAAAAAAGUGUACUGCUACCUCAAUAACUCGGUCAGUCCCAAUCCCGACGAGGAACUCGAAAAUCUGUAUAAUAUUUUCCGCGUGGGUGACGAGCUCAUCGUCAGUUACUGCAACAUCGUCGCAUUCGGUUAA
Molecule: messenger RNA, 504 nt
Organism: Ogataea parapolymorpha DL-1
Lineage: Eukaryota; Fungi; Ascomycota; Pichiomycetes; Pichiales; Pichiaceae
Product: Ubiquitin-like protein ATG12
Exons: 1
Coding region: 1-504 (167 amino acids)
Biological process (GO): nucleophagy; C-terminal protein lipidation; autophagy of mitochondrion
Cellular component (GO): Atg12-Atg5-Atg16 complex; phagophore assembly site membrane; cytoplasm
Source: RefSeq, a predicted model, not a curated record